Molecule: messenger RNA, 636 nt
Organism: Boeremia exigua
Lineage: Eukaryota; Fungi; Ascomycota; Dothideomycetes; Pleosporales; Didymellaceae
Exons: 2
Source: RefSeq, a predicted model, not a curated record
AUGGCGCACUUCUUAGGACAUGAUGCCGUUGAUCACAGCAAUCUCAGUGAAUCAGAGACGGAUGACUACAUACCGAGCGUUUUCGAAAACGAUGACCUCUUUGCAAUCAACAAGACCGCAACGAAGUAUUUGAACUAUACUAACCAAUAUGUACCAAAGUGGGAAGGAUCCGAGGCCCUGUCCGAAUUUACUACCGAGUACACCGAGCACCAGCGAACGAUCCUUAUUCGGGCAUUCACACCCGGUACCGCGAAGUUGCUUGGCUUCAUUCGCUUCGCCUACGACCGAGAAGGCUUCAGCAUCGGCGGUGGGCUGAAAAUAGCAAACUUCAACGCCAGUUUGCAAGGCUCUAUGCUGCGCACCGGUGGCACCACAAAGCAUGAGGGCAGCGGACAAACCGGACAGUUUGGUGAGGGAUUGAAGCUUUCUGCACUCGUUUUUCGUCGCUUGGGGUACAAAUUCCACAUCGAAAGUACUGGUUUCAAAUGGAACUUCAUUUACCAGCAGCAUGAAUUAGCUUGCAAGCUGUCGCGUAUUCCAGACAUGAAAUUGAAGGUAGGUCAAGAUAGCACACGUGGUCUAGCCAGGACUACGGAUGCCCACGCGUGGGAGGAUGUCUGCGUCGUUAUUGGCGCC